AUGGUUAAAAAGCAUCAAAUUAGAAUUCCUGGUCAGAUUUUGGAUGAGGUGAAUGAACAUGACUUUGAUGAUACUUCUAGAUUCGAAGGAGGUGGACGGAAAAGAAAAACGCAGUUGGGUCGGAAAGAGAGACGGAAACAGGAACGUGCAGCCAAACGACAACAUAAGAAUGCGAAUCGCAGAGAUAAGGUUAAUUCUGUACGAAAUGUUAUGGCUAAAGACAAAGAUAUUGGUCAGGAGAGUGUUGAAAACGACAACGAAGACGAAGACGACAAGGACGAGAACGACAGCGACAGAGAAGUCUUUGAAGGUUUUAGUGAUAUUAACUCAGAACAAGAGCUCCAGAAUAGUGAUGGAUCUAGCAUUGGCGCCAUUAGCGACAUUGGGGAAGUUGGUGACGAGGAGGAUGAGAUGUCUAUGGAAGAGACGAUGAAGGCGCUCGCUGCCAUGAAAGACAAGAAACAAACAAAACCCUCCAAAGAAGCAGAGCCUAACGCUGAUUACAGUGAUAAGAGUGUUGAGAGUGAGGAAGAGGUGAUGACAGUGGAAGAGACGAUUGCUGCGCUAAAAAAUGUAAAAGACAAAAAGAACCAUAAAGAAAAGACCAAGAAAGCAUCGUCAGAUCCUGUUUUGACACCAUACGAAAGGGCACAAGCUAAGCGAGAAGAAGAGGAAAUGAAUUACUAUGCGAAAAAAUUGGGUCUUAAGGGCAAACAUCAAAAAUUAACUGCAACCGACGAUUUUGACGUUAUUGGUGGUCUUUUAGAAGACUUGCCAUAUUUUCAAAACUAUGGAGAGGAGUCGUCUUUUGGUCCAAACCAAGUGUCUGCUUCGGAAAGCGAAGAAGAUGAUGCUGAUGAGGAUCAUGGGGCAAACCCAUAUUCUGAAGACGACGAACUUUCGUCUGGCGACUUUGACGAGUUUAGCGACAACGAUCUCAAUGAGGAGGAAUGGAAUCAACUGCGAGAGUUGGAAGGGUCAGAUGACGACGAAGAAGAAGAAACAAAUGGCGUGCCGAGAGAGAAAGAAAACCCAUAUGUCGCACCGACUUCCGGAGCCAACGUUUACGUUUCCUUAUCGAUGCGCAAGAAAGAUACCAGUGAUGGAGAAUCUGCGGAAGUUGCGGCAAUCAAAAGGAAGAUAAAAUCAUCUUUGAACAAGUUGUCCGAAACGAACCUAAUUCCUAUUAUCUCUGCGCUUAAUGAUCUUUACGGCCAGCAUCCAAGGCAGUACGUCACCGAGCAAUUGAUCAAGCAAGUCGUCGAAAUCAUAGCAUCGAGGAACAAAUUGCUAGACGGAUUCAUUUUAACCUACGCAGCCACCAUCUUUUCACUUUGGAAAUUGCGAGGAAACGAACUGGGUGCUUCAUUCAUUCAGUACUUCAUUGAGAAGCUCCUUGAACGAUUCCAAAUCCAGGAACGGGCAUUUGAAGCUGCUAGAAAGGCUCGCGAGGAAUCAGAUGUAGAACCAGUCGUUUUCUCGAAAGAGUGCCGUAAUCUCGUGACACUCUUGGCUUAUUGUUACAACCUCGGUUUAAUCUCAAGCGUGCUUGUCUAUGACGUUGUAAGGAUGCUCAUAAAGAAUCCCAAUGAAUUCUCCAUCGAUCUUCUUUUGAGGAUUGUGUCUGUAUCGGGUCAACUGAUACGUGGCGAUGAUCCAGCCGCUUUGAAGGAGAUCAUGACCGAAUUGCUUCAGAAUGUAAGUGGAACAAAGCACUCGUUAAGGAUGGAGUUUUUGCUUGAGACGAUGUCCGAUCUUAAGAAUAACAGACUGAAACCUUCUAUUCAGGCCCUCAGCCAUAACGAUGUCAAGAAGGCGAUUCAGCCCUUAACCAAAUCGAGUUCUGCUUCUUCCACCGAGCCCAUUCAGGUUUCAUUAGAUGACAUCAAGAACGUUGAUUCAAGAGGAAAAUGGUGGCUCGUAGGAGCGUCAUGGAAAGGCAAUAUGAAUUCCGCUUUCGAUAUCAAAACUGGUAAAGAAGAGACGGGAUCAAGACAUAAAAACCGUGGUGACGGCCUUGUCAUAAAUGAUACUUUAUUAGAAGAGCUCCCCGACUGGGAUACAAUUGCAAGGCAGCAUCGAAUGAACACCGAUGUCCGGCGUGCUGUCUUUGUAAGUGUGAUGUCAGCACAAGACUUCAUGGAUGCCUUCACAAUGAUAGAAAAGUUGAACCUAAAAAACAGGCAAAGCGCAGAAAUACCUAAGGUCAUUAUCCAUUGUCUGUCUGCCGAAAGUAGAUCUAGAGGUUUCAAUCCUUAUUACACGCUACUGAGCUCAAAACUUUGUGAGAACAACCAUCACGUAUUGAAGGCUUUCCAAUUCGCAUUUUGGAAUGUUGUGAAGAAGUUAGAGGCCAAGGACGUCUCCGAUAGCGAAACUGACGACAGCGACAAUGAAAUUGAGGAUGAAGACAUGCGAUUGAGAAAAUAUUCAAAUUUGGCCAGAUUAUUUGGAGGACUCUUAGCCGAUUCUACAUUAAAGCUUGAUCUACUGAAGCAUGUGCCCAUUAUGGGUGGUUUGAAUAGUGACGGUUUACUGUUUAUCGAAGUGCUUUUCUUUGAAUACUUCAUGAGUAUAGCUAAAAGAAGCGAAAUCAAGACUGGGAAGGGUGCAGCUAAAAAAGUCACUUUCAAUAAUGAUAUGAUGUACCGAUCCAUAAGCAAUGGAAUUAGGCAAGAGAAUCGGACAGUUAUUCUCAAAGCUUUAAAAUGGUUUUUAAAGGAUAAUCUGCACUACGAAAAAUAUCUUUCUACAGGUAAGUCUGACAAAAUGCAGCAGCGAGAAACGCUGCGUAUUGAAUGGGCCUUGGGAAAUUUUCAACGUCUUUUAAAUGAAGAGCUCGGCGUUACUGAGUACUAA
Molecule: messenger RNA, 2859 nt
Organism: Lachancea mirantina
Lineage: Eukaryota; Fungi; Ascomycota; Saccharomycetes; Saccharomycetales; Saccharomycetaceae
Source: the annotation of a GenBank genome assembly